Messenger RNA from Suillus bovinus, 1317 nucleotides. RefSeq lists its product as uncharacterized. The coding region runs from base 272 to 1267 and encodes 331 amino acids. NCBI's taxonomy places the organism in Eukaryota, Fungi, Basidiomycota, Agaricomycetes, Boletales, Suillaceae. The transcript has 3 exons. The record is from RefSeq and is a predicted model, not a curated record.
CCACUCCUGUCUUCGACUUUCCUUCCUCCGGCGAAUUCCGCUUCACGGCGAGGCGCUCAUGUAUCUGGAAGUAACGCGCAGCCUGUGGUUUCCCGCCCUGUUCGUCCUCCUACUGGUGCUAAGGACAAUUCUGAUCGACCACCCUAUGUGGAUGUUGUCUACGACAGAGAGCGUUUAACCCAGAGUUCCGCUGAUCAACGUCAGCAAACAGAGCGCAUAGUUUCACCUGUACGCUCUCUUGUGUGGAAAUAAAUUGGGGCCUCACAAGUUUAUGUUACAGCUCCUUCCGCGCAAGCCUCUCUCUGUACCUGACCCACCUGCGGAUGCGCCUAUCAAUACAGAUUCGCCAUCACGAGUAGGUGCACGUGCGGUAAGAACUCGCUUUGGACCUCCAGUUCCGGAAGUCGAGGGGAAACCAUACCUUCACGGCAGACGUGACCAGACGCCUGAGAGUCCUCAUUCCCAUCACUAUGAUGAUCAUGCUACCCCUCCUCCUCUUUCCAGGGACUCUUCCAUGACAUCGGCACGCGAUGCCGCUCAUCCGUCACAACAAUCCAGGCAUGAUGGGGAUGUCUCUCUUCGCGGUCAACGGCUGCCUGAACCACGGUCCUAUGCGCUUGAGAGAAAGGAUGCAAAAGAUCCUCCUGAAUACCCACGUAGCAGCGGUCGCAAUGAUCGUCAUGACCAUGGUCCCCCUUCACUGGAUCAUGCCAAGGAAUGGCGUGUAGAUGACUCAAGAAAUUCGAAGUGGUCUAGAACACAAGAUUUGUCCCCACACGAGUCCUCGCGCCACGCGGAAGCAGAGUCGUUGCCUUCCGGCCAGCAUACUGCGAAUGGCGAAGGGUUGCACCAAUCCGUUCCACUCGCUAUGCAUCCAGAGCGCGCACGGCUCCUGCAGAAUGCUCUUCCGCACUCUCUACCUCCUCGCCCCGACACAGAACCAAGACGUCCUCGUUCAACUCGUCUCCGUCACGGCUCUGCGCCUUGGGUGCCCUCCGGUUCACGUUUCAAUCAGCACUUUGAGGAGACUGCCUACCCUGGAGACCGCUUUGAUCGACAGUCUAACAACCACGGAAGCUCUCUAAUUGAUCGGUUGGGUGUUGAUGGUGCGCAAUCGUCCUCGUCAUUGAGAGAUCGCGUGAAGGUCCCUAUGAAGCGGUCUUCGGAUGACCUUACUGUGAAUGACGCGUUCAUGGAUGUAGACGAAGGCUCCAAGCGGAGCAGGAGGCGAGGGGGAAAACUUAAGAAGCCGAGGCGUGUGGCAUGAUAUCCUAGUAUCCAAUUCUGUUCUUUUGUUCAACUUUUGGUCUGCUUUUG